Messenger RNA from Brassica napus (rape), 3110 nucleotides. Its product is annotated as caffeoylshikimate esterase-like. The record is from RefSeq and is a predicted model, not a curated record. The coding region runs from base 1855 to 3006 and encodes 383 amino acids. Gene Ontology annotation, molecular function: lipase activity. Lineage: Eukaryota; Viridiplantae; Streptophyta; Magnoliopsida; Brassicales; Brassicaceae. The transcript has 9 exons. Gene Ontology annotation, cellular component: membrane.
AAUUUGUUUAUUUAUUUUAUAUCAUUCACAAGAUUUUGCUGCCUUUGUGCAUGGACGAACCCAGUAACGAUAUCCACCACCCACUAUAACUUCCCCCUGUUGAUAUGUGACGAUAAGCGCAAGUAGACGUGCGACCUAAAACCUUAAACAGAAGAAGACAAGUAACAAAUAAAUACUAUGAAGAUAGCAAAUAUAAAAUAUAACUGUGGAGGGAGAGAGGGAGAUGUUUUGUUUGUUUUGGGGAAAGAAUAGACAGUGGGAAGUGAGACAUGCGAGCCAUUUACGCAUUUUACUAAGGAAGAAUAAAGCCAAAACGGGCAUAUACUUAUUGAUUAUACUUUCUCCAGAAAUAAAGAUAAAGGCAUAUAUCGUGUGGUGAUAUCAGAUUUUAUAAAUAAUCAUACUUAACCAGUUGUUGAAGUUUAAAUACGUUAGAUAUCAGUCAGGGGUUUCCUUAACUAAUGUAUAUAAAAUAGUUUCAUAAACACCUAGGUGGCUUGAAGACUUUACUAGCUUGAAUGACUUUCUUUUUUUUUUUUACCAGCUUGAGUGAUUAACAGAGAAAAAUUACAUAUAAGUCAGAAAACCUAAGAAACACUUAAAACCAAACAGCUGGGAUAACCUAAAUAUCAACGCUUACUAAACCCAUCUUGCCGCGAGGGUUUUAACUCCAAGAUGCAACAUAAAAUGAUGGUGGAACACCGAGUAGGCUCAAAGAAACUAGCAAAGUUACUGAUGUAACAUCCACGAAUUGACUUGAUUUUGCGGAACAUGUAAACAAUUUGAGCAAAAAGUAAAGUAUGCUGGCUAACUAUGGUUCAAAGUGAGAAGCAACCAAACUAGUUCGUUGAUUUUAUUUUGCCAGUCCAAUGCAACAUCUAUGUUAGCAUGUUACCAGUUAAAGUUGUAGUCUAAGGGAUUUCAUUUCUUUAUAGAUAGUUGAUAUCAAACUUACUCUGACAAUAAUGGUGUUAAACUUUCGCAUGAUUUCAAAUGAAAAAAAUUAGGGAAAAUUAUUAAUGUCCGGAAUUCAUCAGAACGUUACUCCUACUAUAUAUAGUAUAUAUUAGCAAUGUAUAUUAGCAACCUGUAAGCUUCACAAAACAAUACAUCAAACAUACUAAAAACAAAACUGAAAUAACCCUUGUUUCAAAAAAAAAAACAAAACCUACGUACAUGGCUACUAGCUACAUACAAAAGUAUAAUUUGUCAAAGUUUAUGAGCCUCGAUAAAAACCUAGUAAAUAAAUUAUCUCAAGCUAUGGUUUAUAUACUACAAUAUUAAAUCUCAUUUAUCAAAUUAUCAUACUUAAUUCAUAAAAUAUAAAGCUUGAAUUCCGCCGAUGAUUUCUCAAUACACAAUAAUUUUUUUAUUCUUCUUAAUAAUUCCCAAGAGUAUAAAAAUGUAAAAAUCUCGUUUGUUGAGAUCAUAUAUUGUAUAUAAAAGAAAAUAAGGAAGGUUCCAACUUCCAAGUUCCUACUCGUUUGAAUAAUUCAUGCUAACUACUAAAUAAAAUGCACGUGACGUGAGUCAUUAUAGUAUACAAAAGUUGGCAUCGCAUUAAUAUGAUUGUCGUAUAUCAAACGACACUGACUCGUUUGCAUAUCGUCAUAGAAUCUUGCGAGGAGCCAAUAUCAAUCUCUCUACUUGACAAAUAAAUAAUAGUCCCGACAGUAUUUGUUCACACGACGAACGCAUUAUUAAAGAGAAGAACCUCAUAACUCAUUGAUGUAGUAAUAAUUGCGUAAUUCUAAUGAUUUCUUCGAAUUUCAAGUUGGAAAAUAACAGUUUUGAUUUUAUUUUAUUAAGAAAACUAGAAUAUUUUGAUGGAUUCUUUUUAGAAAAUUGUUUUUGAUGGCUCUGAGAUCAUCAAAGCUCUUCCUUUUCAGUCCUUUACACGGUAGGCAUUGGAUAUAUUGUGUUACCUUAGGGUUUGCAGACAAGGGAAGACCAGUGUGGCAGAGGAAGAGCUCGAUGGCAGAGCUAGACAACGAGGAGCUCCGGCGACUCAAAGAUGUUAACAUGGACGAAGCUCCGGCUCGCCGUCUUGUUCGUGAUUGCUUUAAGGAUAUUCAGCAUAAUCUCGAUCAUAUCCUCAUCAAGACACCAGGAGAUGGAAUUAAGACAAAGGAGUCUUAUGAGGUGAAUUCAAGAGGAGUUGAGAUCUUCUCAAAAAGCUGGCUUCCUGAAGCAGCUUCUAGGCCCAGAGCUCUUGUUUGUUUCUGCCAUGGUUAUGGAGAUACUUGCACGUUUUUCUUCGAAGGGAUCGCAAGGAGAUUGGCAUUGUCGGGAUAUGGAGUUUUUGCUAUGGAUUAUCCAGGGUUUGGUUUAUCGGAAGGCUUGCACGGCUAUAUUUCUAGCUUUGACCUUCUUGUUGAAGAUGUCAUUGAGCAUUACUCCAACAUCAAAGAGAAACCUGAGUUUAGUUCUCUACCUAGCUUUCUGUUUGGGCAGUCAAUGGGUGGAGCAGUGUCGCUCAAGAUACAUUUCAAACAACCAAAUGCUUGGACCGGUGCAGUCUUGGUAGCACCCAUGUGCAAAAUUGCAGAGGAUAUGGUUCCACCACCUGUAUUGAAACAUAUUUUGAUCGGUUUAUCUAGUGUUCUACCGAAACACAAGCUGGUUCCCCAAAAGGAUUUAACUGAUGCAGCUUUUAGAGAUGUCACUAAGAGAAAAUUGGCACCAUACAACGUCAUUUGUUAUUGCGACAAGCCGCGUCUACGGACUGCUGUAGAAAUGCUUCGAACAACUCAGGAGAUUGAGCAACAGUUGCACAAGGUGUGUUUGCCAAUACUGAUUCUACACGGAGAGGCUGAUAGAAUGACAGACCCAUCAGUGAGCAGAGAUCUUUACGAGAAAGCCAAAAGUUCAGACAAGAAGAUAGUUCUGUAUAAAGAUGCUUAUCAUUCUCUGUUGGAAGGCGAACCAGACGAAGUAAUCCUCCUUGUCUUGUCCGAUAUUAUCUCCUGGCUUGACGACCAUAGCUUGCAAGUUGAAGGAUCAUAAAGUUACUUUUUGUUUAGUUACAGAAAAGUAUUUUUCAUUGUAUUAACUAUUAACAGUAAUAAAAAGGUCAUUAUUUGCAAUACUUCUUAGGGCAGCAAAGAAUA